This is a messenger RNA of Ostrinia furnacalis (Asian corn borer), 3276 nucleotides long. RefSeq names its product protein toll. The record is from RefSeq and is a predicted model, not a curated record. Lineage: Eukaryota; Metazoa; Arthropoda; Insecta; Lepidoptera; Crambidae. Gene Ontology annotation, biological process: signal transduction. The coding region runs from base 142 to 3030 and encodes 962 amino acids. Gene Ontology annotation, molecular function: protein binding. The transcript is spliced from 8 exons.
UCGCUCAGUAUCGCCCGUCCUAUCGCAGGGGUGAGAGUGCGCGCGGUUGUUUUACAAUUUUAUAUUUGCGAACAUGUUUGAUAGUUAUUUGUUGAUAAUAAUAUGUGAUUGUGUUCUUGUACUUGAGAUGAUAUUCUAAGGAUGCCUGGACGUUUUUCAAAGAGAUUUUUGGCAGAAGCAGCGCUGCUGUUCCUUGCCGUAACCAGCGCCCGCGCAGCUUGCCCCGCCGGCUGCCGCUGCGCCCAGAGAGGGGGGCAAGAAGAGUACCGUUGCGAGGGGGGAGGGGACCUGCUCGUCGUCGUCGUGGAUGUGAACGAGAGGGCGCAAGUAUACUGCAAGGGAGGUCGCCUGAGCUGCGCCAGCUUCCCCCAACUCUCAGCAACCCACAACGGGGUCCUGCCGACGCUGCAGCUGGACUCAUGCGAGCUCCCGGAGUCGCUUGCCUGCUUACUGCCGCGGCUGGGGGCAGGAGCGGUGGGCGCCUUGCGGGUGGAAGGCUGUAGCGAGCUGACUGGUUCCCAUGUUGCAGAGUUGGAGGGACUACAGUCGCUGUGGAUCUUGGACACUGGUUUCCAAAAGACGCUCCCUUUCGACGCUAUAGCAAGACUCCCAACCCUCACCGAUGUCCAUGUGAAGAACAGCAUCAUCCAGCUGACGCCGAGCCUCGUCCAGAACACACAUCUUCAAACGUUAGAGCUGGGACUCAACCACAUCAGAGAGAUCCCUCCUGGCACCUUCAGGACUUUCCCCAACCUGACCCGGCUGUUCUUGUACGGGAACAAGAUUGAAAAUAUAUCGGAAGAGGACUUUGAAGGUCUGCACAGUCUCACGCACCUGGAUCUAUGCCGCAACCCACUGCUUACAUUGCGCGCGCGCGUCUUCGCCAGCCUGCCGCGACUGCGCCGCCUCACGCUGGCACAGACCGGCCUGGAAGUGAUCAAGACCGGAGCCUUUGAGGGACUGGAUGACCUUGAAGAGAUCGACAUCAAAGCAAGUAAAUCCUCGCUGAAGUUCAAGAGCCUCUCUCUAUCCAACCUGCCAAGGCUCAGGCAUAUCCUCAUACACUCCACACCGCUAUACCCUCUACCAGAAGAUCUAUUCACCAACUCCAAAGCUAUAUACUACAUAAACAUCACCAAGUGCGGUCUCAGUGAACUUCCAAGGAAGUUAUUCCGCGACCAGAGACAAAUGAAGAUAUUAGAUAUGAGCCACAAUAACAUUGAGAUACUGCCCGAAGAUAUUUUCUGGCCUCUUGACAAUUUGGCUGAGUUGAACUUGACUGGAAACCUGAUUGAAGUGUUACCUUGGAGUCUCUUUGAAGGUCUGACCAACCUCAAAUCGAUCUCUAUUGACGACAACCGUCUCUCUCUCAUCCCGCAUUCCACCUUCAACGGGCCAAAGAACCUUAACAGACUGUCCUUACGAAACAACCAAUUAAUGCUUGAAGACGGUAAUGAAGAUUCACCGUUUCGAGAUCUGAGUUAUCUAGAAGAAAUAGACUUGAGCGGGAAUUUGAUAAGGAAGGUGUUCGACGACUGGCGGCUGGCGUGGGUACACUCCAUAAGGACGAUAGACUUGUCCAGGAAUAGGAUACGUGCUUUGAGGGCACAAGACGUCGAGUUCCUCGGCUUCAACGUGACCAUAGAUCUUCGGCACAACAACAUCACCACCAUCGCUGUGCGCCCCAAUCUCCACGACGCUACGGAAUACGACGGCGCGACUUUCCUUUUGGGGUACAAUCCUAUAAACUGUAAUUGCGACUUGCACCCUUUCUUGUACUUCACUAGACACCACCAAAACCCAAAAUUUGUUUUAGAAAACACACUUUGUACUUCUCCAAAUAUCUUGAUCAAUAAUUCAAUACACGACUUGCCUUUAGAAUCCUUAUAUUGUGAUGUUAAUAAUAGUGAAGGAUGCCCUGAAUCUUGUUCCUGUAAAAUUCGACCGGAAACUUCUAUGAUUGAAUUCGAUUGCUCCAAAACUCCAUCUCUAGGACUUCCUGAUGCAAUGAGCUUUAAUUUGAAAAGUACUAAAGUCAGAAUCAGAAAUAUUCAAGUUCCUAUGAAUUUACCUGAAAAUGCAGUGUUUUUAGAUCUCCACAAUUUGAGUCUUACUGAAGUGCCUGAUAUACCUCAUGGUAUUGUGGAAUUAGAUUUAAGAAAUAAUGAUUUAACGGCAAUACCAGAAGAUGCUUUGAGAGAUAAUCUGACUUUGUAUUUGGCUGGUAAUAAAAUUUCGUGUUCCUGUUGGAAUAAGCUUCAAAUAGAUUUGUUGUACAAAAGUAAGGAUAAAAUCAAAGAUUAUGAUGCUAUAGUGUGUAACGACGGGUCGUAUUUGGCUAAAUUAGAACCGGGGCAUUUAUGCGACGUGUGGUGGGCGACCGUAGUGGGGUCUGCCUUAGCUGCUGCAGGCCUACUGGCAGCAGUGGUGGUGGUUUUAGUCUACUACCGCAUCAGAAAGAUCGAGAAAUUCAUAUACACCCGCGGCUGGCCUCUCCCCCCGUUCAUGUACGAAGAAGACGUCGACAACAGAACUACUGACGUUCUCAUAUCUUACCCCGAUUCGUUAGAGAAAUUCGUUGUAACUCAAUUGGCUCCACUUUUGAGGCGCGCUGGGUUCUCGGUGAGUCUUCGCUGCGUGAACUGGGAUGUAGGGGACUACCUUCCUGUGAAAGUCACCAAUUUGGUCGAAGAAUCUCGUAGGACACUGGUCUUGUUGUCUAAUGAUUACUUCGAAUCGGACGCUCGGCUUGAACUGCGCGCUGCUUUGAUGGACGAAAGGCGCAGCAAAAGAAAGCGAGUCUUAUUAGUACUUACAGAAGAAUUACAGUCAGAUCCUAGUUUGGACAGAUUCAUCCAGACGAGGAAUAAUUUGAGUCUUAGAGACGACCAGUUCUGGGAGCGGUUGCUGACGCAAUUGCCAAGGAAAAGGAAGCCGAAGGCGAAAUCAGGUCAGAAAAUGAAAAAUGUGCUUUCGACCCUCCAUCAAGACAUGUUGUGCAAUUCUAAGAUGUCUUUGAACAGGUUAUGACCUUUACAUACGUAAAUAGUUCAAUUUUUUAUGUCCUAGUCUAAUAUUUAGUCAGUUAUUAUUCCUAGAAACUAGCGUUUCCAAACUAGUGUUUUUCUUCUUCAAAAGCGUACAGCGGUGUCACGUGUAAGUGGAUAUAAAGCGUAACAUUAUUUUCAAUACUCAAUACAUAAUUAUUUAUUGCAUUUAUGUUAUAAAUAGCCAAUCUGUUAUAGGGUACUUCUCAUUUACACUCAAAUUUGAUGG